AUGUUGUUUAUAACUUUGGUGAGUCUCUUUGGAUUUAUUUUAAUAACUAAAACUUCUGAUCUACAAAAAUAUGUUGAUCUAAUUGAUAUUAAUAAUGAUGGAAAAUUAUUUAGUGAUGAAAUUCUUCUAUUUUUUAAUAAAUUCUAUGAAGAAAAACAAGAUCAAUUAUCCAUAUCAUCAUUAAGUUCAAUUAAAAAACAAAAAGAUAUUCUACAUAAUGUUAUUAAACGAUAUAAUUACAAUUCUUCAGCUAAUUAUCUAACUCUCCUUGAUCUCAAACAAUUAUUUUUUGAUUUAUAUAGUUUACAAAAUCAAAUACCAACAUUUUUAUUCAAUAAUUUAGAACCUGAACAAGUACAUUUAUCUUAUACACAUGAUGUUUUUACUGAAAUGUAUAUUUCAUUUGUUACACGUAAGCGACCAUCAUCAAAUCUACGUCCAAUAGUAAAAUAUUGUGACCAUGAAUGUAUUGCUAUUGGUGAUACAACAACAUAUAAUGUAGAUAAUUGGCAUUAUUGGAUUCAUUUUAUCUAUAUAAAAGGUUUAGAACCAGGUGUUAAAUAUAAUUAUAAACUUGGUUUUAUUGAUUCGGAUAAUGUUACAAUUAAACAUUUAUAUUCAAAUGAAAUAUGGACAUUUAAAACAAUGGCUCAAAUUG
Rotaria sordida is the source of this 658-nucleotide messenger RNA. Lineage: Eukaryota; Metazoa; Rotifera; Eurotatoria; Philodinida; Philodinidae. The record is from the annotation of a GenBank genome assembly.